This is a messenger RNA of Aspergillus oryzae RIB40, 1035 nucleotides long. RefSeq names its product ketopantoate reductase family protein. The transcript has 3 exons. Gene Ontology annotation, cellular component: cytoplasm. NCBI's taxonomy places the organism in Eukaryota, Fungi, Ascomycota, Eurotiomycetes, Eurotiales, Aspergillaceae. The record is from RefSeq and is a predicted model, not a curated record. The coding region runs from base 1 to 1035 and encodes 344 amino acids. Gene Ontology annotation, molecular function: 2-dehydropantoate 2-reductase activity. Gene Ontology annotation, biological process: pantothenate biosynthetic process.
AUGUCACCCCCCAAAGCCAACAUCCUCCUAAUCGGCAGCGGCGGCGUCGGCACAAUCGCAGCCCUAAACCUGGAAGCCGGAAACCUGGCCCGCGUAACCGCCGUCCUACGCUCAAACUACCACGCCGUAACAUCCAACGGCUUCAACAUCACAUCCUGCGACCACGGGAUUCUAAAAGGAUGGAAACCCAGCACCAUAACAAACCGCAUCCCGGACCCAACCCCGGACUCCCCCAAAUACGACUACAUAAUCUGCACCACAAAAGUGAUCACCGAUUGUCCCCCGUCAACAGCCAAUCUGAUCAAGCCAGCCGUAACACCAGGCCACACUGUAAUCGUACUAAUCCAAAACGGGUUGAACAUCGAAACGCCCUAUUUCGCCGCCUUCCCCGACAACAUCGUCCUCUCGGGCAUAAGCAUGAUUGAUUCGCACGAGGUCGCACCUGGGGUUAUCGAGCACGGAUCCGCGGAUGAUCUUGUCAUUGGCGCAUUCCGGAAUCCUAAUUUAGAUAUUGCCGUUGAAGCGGCAGCCGCAGAGCGUUUCGUGGGAUUGUAUUCUGCGGCUGGGAAGACGAAGUGUGUCCUGGGAUUGGAUGUGGGGUAUAGUCGGUGGAGGAAGUUGAUAUUCAAUGCGUGUUUGAAUUCGAUUUGUGCGCUUACGGGUUUGGAUACGGGGCGGAUUAGGCUUGCAGGGGAUGCAGUGGAGAUGCUGGUUAGACCUGCUAUGGAGGAGAUUCGGGCUGCGGCGGGGUCUGUUGGGGUGGAUUUGCCGGGGAGUGUUUGUGAGGAGGUUAUUGGGGCUUAUCCUGUGGCGUUGUAUUUGCCUCCAAGUAUGUUGGAGGAUGUUUGGAAGGGGAAUCUUAUUGAGGUCGAGAGUAUUGUUGGCGAACCGCUGAGGGUUGGUCGUGCUAAUGGGGUGGCUAUGCCUACUCUGUCUGUUUUAUAUAAUCUACUGAAAGGGGUCCAGUGGAGGACGAAGGAGAAAAGAGGGCUGAUUGAGAUACCGGCUCCGGGUAGUGAUGUCGCGGAUUUGUAA